UAAUGCCACAAGGCUUCAGCAAUGACACAAAAAGCUAAAUAAUGCCACCAGGGGUAAAUAAUGCCACAAUGCUCAAUAAUGACGCAAGGCUAGAUAAUGCCACCAAGGCUGACUAAUGCCACAAGGCUUCAGCAAUGACACAAAAAGCUAAAUAAUGCCACCAGGGGUAAAUAAUGCCACCAAGGCUCAAUAAUUCCACAAUGCUCAAUUAUGACGCAAGGCUAGAUAAUGCCGCUAAGGCUCACUAAUGCCACCAAGGAUGACUAAUGCCACAAGGCUUCAGCAAUGACACAAAAAGCUAAAUAAUGCCACCAAGGGUAAAUAAUGCAACCAAGGCUAAAUCUUUAUUUGUAUGGGUAACUCAGUUUUAAAAUUUUACACAACAGAGAGGAUGCACGCCCAGGUAUUACACCAAGUGAGGUCCUUAACCGAAAGUAGUUUAAACCUUAAGGUUCUCCUCGAGAUGGUUCCAGUCCAUAAUUGUUCUGUUAAAGGAUGAGUUUAUAAGUUGGUCUGUGUUGCACCAGGAUAACUUGAAGCACUAGGAGUUGACGGCGAUGGAGCUUUUCAUGUAAUGAGGUUCCUUCUACAGAUUGUGACUGACGGAGUGUAAUUUACUCAUCCCUUAUAACGUGACCCAGUUACAGAGAAAUAGAGAGGUCAUGUGCUUGACAGUCUUCAUGCUGAACCCAGAACCCGAGGAGAGGGGAUAUCGGCUCAUACUCGCCUUCAAUCGCGAUGAGUUUUAUGGAAGGCCCACCAAGGCGUCUGAGUUCUGGGACAGGAAUCAUGAAAUCAUUAGUGACAGAACGCUUACGUUUUGGUUGGCAGGUCAAGAUAUGCGGGAAGGAAAGGAGGGUGGGACGUGGCUAGGGAUGAGUCGAUCAGGAAGGCUAGCAAUGCUUCUGAACAUCAUUCAACCGGACGGUAUUAACCCUGAUGCUAAAGGGAGAGGUUUCCUUGUGACAAAGUUUCUCCAACAUAGCCGGGACGGCCAGACUUACCUCCAAGGUGUGGUAAAUGAGCGAGAUUUAUACAACGGCUUCAAUCUCAUAACUGUAGAAUUCAGGAAAAAUAGAAGCAUUGAUGCCAACUACUACACAAAUUACGGUCCGGAGACGACGCAUCCUAUCAAACUGAAACCAGGCAUACAUGCAUUUUCAAACCACACCAUACACGAUACAUCAUGGCCAAAGACAGAUCACGUGAAAGCAGAAUUUGAGAAAAUAAUUCUCAAAUCAUCGAAUCUUACCAAGUACGAAUUGACUGAAGAGCUACUGGCAAUGAUGGCGCGUGACAUACCAUUUACAUCUGAUGCAGAUAUAUCAAGAGAAAACAUGGACAUCUUGAAGUUCAAAGAAGUGCUGACUGAAUUGGUGUUUAUCAAAUCGAACACGUGUGGAACAAGGUCUAUGACUGUUAUCCUGGUUGAUGCAGUAGGAAACGUGUCUUUCAUCGAGAAGACGUUGAAAGAACCGAUUAAUCCUGACCAUCCCGAAUGGGAACAACGGACACAUACAUUCUCCCUACAGUGAACUGUCCAGUGGUUUUGGCUACUGCCCUAGACUCGUGUUUAAUUUCAAGCCGCAGCCUAAGUAUUGAGACACAGCCUUAUUAGCCAGUAGCAAUACAAUAGUGGGUGACAAACAUAUAGCGUGACGUUAUUUUUACGGUGCACUUUCUAUUUUUGGAUCAUGACCAAAGCUGUGCAGCAAGUGGAGAUUUUUAUGUAAAAGAAUACAGGUGUCUAGAAAAAGUUAAGAACAUUUCUGAAUUGUGAGCAUGUUGGUACAUUGGCAACUAAAAGCCCAGUUUUUAGGAGGAGUUGUUUUUGACAACGUCUGCUGAAUUCAAAUUGUUAAAAUUUGUUACUCAAAGUGUCUAAAAACUAAGUGUCUCUAAACUAAGCCUGUGGUUUUCCUCGCAUCAGCAACAUUUUAUUCACAAUUUCCCAGUUCUGCAAUAAAGGUCCUGGGAAAAUAUUCCAAAGCAGUUGUACAAAAUGUUUGCAACGGACGUAAAAAUGAAUUGGAGCAGACUGAUUGCGUAGUAAAACAAAAUUGCAUUGCAGAGACCCUUUAUGAUGGCUUAUUUGAGAAUGCAAAAUCUGAUUUUCGGCGAACUCAGAAGUAAAAUAAUGGGAGAAUAUGUUAUAGCGAGUUAAUUCUGUCUAAUAUCCCAAGAUUAAUGCUACAACUGUUCCAAUAAUUGGGUAUCUCCCAAGGAGAUGUCCGUUUAUUGAAACAGUAUCCCGCGUCAGUGGGUAUACAGUCUUGUAGGUGUCGUUCUGCUUGUUCGCUCGCUUGCUUGUUUGUCUUCCUUUUCUGUCUUUUUAAAAGAGAGAUUUAUUUUUGAUACAGACUCACAUUUCAAAGUUACUGUCCUGUUUUUUAGUUUAAUAUCAAGUGGUUCAAGAAUAUUACACGUAGGCCUAUUACUUUGCAUAGUAUUUCGACCCUUUUGUGGAGUAGCUUGGACUCAGUUUCAUUCCAAGCAUCCGUAAUUCUCUUAUUAAUAUAAAGCCUAAUUUUGCCAUCCUCUGAGCUGUAAUGAUGUAUAGCAUUUAUAUUGUAAUUGUACAUGUAAUUGUACAUGUAUGCAACUGUAGUUAUCCCUGUAGGGUGCAAUAAGCAUUAGUAUUCAAUUAAGCUGAUUUGAAAUACUCUGCAAGGCAUGCAAAGAAAUUAAGCUGGUCCUGUAGCAGUGAGUCAUUCCGGUUUCUCAGAAGGUAGAUGUACAGUACUUAUUGAUGGAUUGAUUUAUUUUUAUACUUUAAUCUUUUAGCAUUUCCACUCUGUUUGCUCUUUUUAAUCUAAUUGUACAUUUUUAAACGUGUAACUGGCAUGUUAUUGUAGUGUUUGCUCUGUAGCAGUGGUGAUUUGAUGUGUAUUUACAUCCAGUUUCCUUUUUAAUUUUGAUGUAAUAUGCUGUCUUGUAUAAUUUUGUUUUUUCGGUGAAUGUUAAAUAUCUUUAGUUUUUUAUCUAGCUCAUGUACAGUUUACCCUCAGGGCCACGUCAUGUGUUGAACACCAACUAAAAACAAAAAUUGGGGUUUUAAAAUGAUAAAUGUGAUUUUCGAGGAUUUUUUUUAUUGUAUCGAGUAAACUGCAUGUGCCCAUGACUUAGUUUUUUAUGAUACCACAACUUAGUAAUCAAACCAUGGUCAAACCGCUUUUACGCACUCAAUAACCGCUGCCCAAAACAUUAACAGGUCGCACGUACAACCGGGCGCCUGUCUGGUUAAUGGACUCAUUGGCUAGCUCGUC
Molecule: messenger RNA, 3266 nt
Organism: Acanthaster planci (crown-of-thorns starfish)
Lineage: Eukaryota; Metazoa; Echinodermata; Asteroidea; Valvatida; Acanthasteridae
Product: transport and Golgi organization protein 2 homolog
Biological process (GO): Golgi organization; protein secretion
Cellular component (GO): Golgi apparatus
Source: RefSeq, a predicted model, not a curated record